Molecule: messenger RNA, 1155 nt
Organism: Myxocyprinus asiaticus (Chinese sucker)
Lineage: Eukaryota; Metazoa; Chordata; Actinopteri; Cypriniformes; Catostomidae
Product: collagen alpha-1(XIX) chain
Exons: 11
Coding region: 1-1074 (357 amino acids)
Source: RefSeq, a predicted model, not a curated record
AUGAUUCAUUUGCUCAGAUGGACUGUUUUCCUGUGGAUCGUAAAAACCAUUCCUUUUACUUUAGGAAUGGCAGUGAAUGAGAGACUAGAUCAUUCAUGUCCACCCUUAAAGCUGGAGGAAAAAUGGCAUACCAGCAUCAGCAUUCACCAAGAACAAACAGGAUUUGAUUUAGCUGAGAAAUUCCUUUUGCAAAAAGGCCCGGUGACGGACGACAGGCCGUUGUUUAGACUGGGAGGUAAACCCCUCUUCAGACCCACCGAAUCUGUGUUCCCAAAAGGACUUUCACAUGAAUACUCAAUUAUAUCUACGUUCCGGCUCAGAAAAACCACAAAGAAAGAUCGCUGGUUUCUUCUGCAGAUCUUUGAUAAAGGUGGAGAUACACAGGUGUCAUUAAUAGUGGAUGGGGCUAAAAAAACAGUGGAGUUUUUAGCUCAGGGUUUUCUGAAGAACAGCCUCCUGUAUGUGUUCAAAAACCGAGACCUGCACGCCCUGUUCGAUCGACAGUUUCACAAGCUCAGUGUAUCCGUCGAAAGCAAUGCUGUUUCCGUCUUCGUGGACUGUAAAUUGAUAGAGCGUCAGGUGACUGCUGAGAGGGGUGCCAUGAUCCUCACUGGACGCACCUUCAUCACCACUCGUGUGGAGGAUGGACGUCCAGUUGAUAUCGAGCUUCAAGAGAUUCUGAUCUUUUGUGAUGCUAGGAUAGCCGAGAUGGACAGAUGCUGCGAUUCUCCUGGAGUUACGUGUGAACCCCUGGAAACCCACAAACCCACAGCGGCCCCAUUGGUCACAGGAUACUUCCACAGAAUUCUGUCCAUGCCAGUCUAUCAGCCCACAGAUCGAUGCCACUGUCCCCCUCUGAAGGAGGAUGAAGGGCUUCCUGGUCUGGUAGGACAUGCUGGACAAAAAGGAGAUAAAGGAGAUAUAGGGGAUACGGGGUUGAAAGGGGAUCCUGGACCUCAAGGCCCACCUGGUGCCAAAGGUGAUAAAGGGGAACCUGGCCCGCCAGGUCUAGAAAAUCUUGCGGUUGAAAAGCAAGGUCAAAAAGGGGACCAGGUAAAAACACAAAUUUCAUAAUUUUUUUUUAGACUUACAGUUCUAAAGAUUAACACAGUAUAUAAUAGACUGUUUUGUCUGCAUUAACUCUUGUUCUGGGAG